AUGGUGCUAAGUCUUUUUGGUCCUGAAAGUUUGAAAAAUAUGCUGCAUGAGGUUGAAAAAACUACAAAUAAUAACUUGAAGAGAUGGUCAAGACAAAAGAGUGUUGAGAUGAAGGAAGCAACAGCCAAGAUGAUAUUUGAUAUAACUGGAAAGAAACUUAUCAGCUAUGAUUCUGAGAACUCUACAGAGAAUGUGUGUGAAAAUUUUACCGCUUUUAUAAAGGGAUUAAUUUCCUUCCCUUUAUGCUUUCCUGGAACUGCCUAUCACAAGUGUUUACAGGGAAGAAAGAAGAUAAUGAAGAUGCUCAAGAGAAUGCUAGAGGAAAGGAAAUCACAACCAAGAAAAGAACAAAGUGACUUCUUUGAUUAUGUAUUAGAAGAACUUCAAAGUAAAGACACAAUUCUCACUGAGGCAAUAGCUUUGGAUUUGAUGUUUGUGUUGCUCUUUGCUAGCUUUGAGACAACCUCUUUGGCUAUAACUUUGGCUAUUAAAUUUCUUCAUGAACAUCCAAAGGCUUUGAAAGAAUUAACAGUAAGUAAAACCAUAAUCUUCUUCAUCAAUUGA
Messenger RNA from Solanum stenotomum, 564 nucleotides. RefSeq names its product cytochrome P450 87A3-like. Gene Ontology annotation, molecular function: iron ion binding; oxidoreductase activity, acting on paired donors, with incorporation or reduction of molecular oxygen; heme binding. The record is from RefSeq and is a predicted model, not a curated record. Lineage: Eukaryota; Viridiplantae; Streptophyta; Magnoliopsida; Solanales; Solanaceae. The coding region runs from base 1 to 564 and encodes 187 amino acids. The transcript is spliced from 3 exons. Gene Ontology annotation, biological process: sterol metabolic process.